Molecule: messenger RNA, 909 nt
Organism: Metopolophium dirhodum (rose-grain aphid)
Lineage: Eukaryota; Metazoa; Arthropoda; Insecta; Hemiptera; Aphididae
Exons: 1
Coding region: 1-909 (302 amino acids)
Source: RefSeq, a predicted model, not a curated record
AUGUUUAAAACUAUAGCAUUAAGCUAUAGAUUGGGGGAGAGAACAGUAUCAAAUAUUGUAAAUGAAGUAUGUGCAGCUCUGUGGCAUCGUUUACAACCCUUCUACAUACCUGCACCAACAGUGGAAACUUGGAAAAAUAUUGCCUUGGAUUAUGAGAGAAAAUGGCAGUUUUAUAACUGUUUGGGUGCAGUUGAUGGAAAACAUAUCACCAUUCGGAAACCACUUCUUAGUGGGUCUUCUUUCUACAACUAUAAGCAAUAUUUUUCCAUUGUUUUGAUGGCGACUGUGGAUGCAAAUUAUCGUUUUACAACUAUAAAUGUGGGUUCUAUGGGUAGGUUUAGCGAUGGAAACAUUUUCGCCAAUUCCUCGUUAGGGAAAAUGCUAAACAGUGGGUCUUUACAAUUGCCCGAACCAAAACCGUUACCCGGGCAAAAUACAGGAACACCGUAUGUCUUUGUCGGAGAAGAAGCAUUUCCUCUAAUGCCAAAUUUAAUGCGUCCAUAUCCUAGAGCGAGAGUGACUGGCAAUUAUGAAAACAAGGUUUUUAAUUAUCGAUUAUCCCAAGCAAGACAAACAGUAGAAAGUAGCUUUGGAAUAUUAACAGCAAGAUUUCGUGUGUACAAAAGACCUUUUGAAUGCAAAUUGGACACCAUAGAUAAAGUAGUGUUGGCCACAAUUGUGCUUCAUAAUUAUUUGAGAACUGAUGUUCUUUCAAAUUCCAGUAUACAGGACGAAGAUGAUGAAAUAGCAUACAGCUUUGAUGAAAGUAAUUUUAGUUCAUUAGCACCAAAUCGAAGUAGAAGUUCUAAUGAAGCAUUUUCAAUUCGACAAAACUUCACUGAAUGUUUUAAUUCUAACUACGGAUCUGUUGACUGGCAAAGAAGAGCAGUACAAAGGGGACAGUUUUGA